Haemonchus placei is the source of this 306-nucleotide messenger RNA. NCBI's taxonomy places the organism in Eukaryota, Metazoa, Nematoda, Chromadorea, Rhabditida, Trichostrongylidae. The record is from the annotation of a GenBank genome assembly.
UUUUCAGAAGAGCGAACAUUGAAGUGUAACGUUGACGAUUGCGAAUUAGCAGUACGAAAUGAUUCAUUCACUAAAGCUGACUGCACCCUGAACGCAGAGGCUCGUCACCUAUGUGAUAUCAAAUGUGAAGGAGCUGACCGGGACUCCGUCAUUUCCAAAAGCCCUACAACGAAUCGGAAAUGCAUAAGGUUCUACACCUACAACACUGAGCAGUCCUCAAAAGGAUGGCAGAUAUGGCGACAAGGGCUUUGUGCUCAGGAGAGUAUCGUCUUACAAGUGCACUGCGGUUUUCCUGAGAAUGAUUAA